This is a messenger RNA of Andrographis paniculata, 930 nucleotides long. Its product is annotated as probable transmembrane ascorbate ferrireductase 3. The record is from RefSeq and is a predicted model, not a curated record. The transcript has 4 exons. The coding region runs from base 105 to 803 and encodes 232 amino acids. Lineage: Eukaryota; Viridiplantae; Streptophyta; Magnoliopsida; Lamiales; Acanthaceae. Gene Ontology annotation, molecular function: oxidoreductase activity.
AAUGGACAAACAAUCAGGCUUGAUACUACCUCCUGUUAAACGCCAAUUUCGCCAUUUCAGUGUUGGCAAAACUUCAACAAGAAGCGAAAACAGCAUCAGUGAUCAUGUUCAAGCUUUUCACAUCGGAUGCUUUUCAGAUGAAGCAUAGGUACAGGUAUGCCAGGCCAGCCUCGGGUGUGACAGUGCUUGCACACUUGUUUGGUAUCAUUGCCAUCAUUCUGCUGCUCGUGUGGCUCCUGCAUUACCGCGAGGGCAUUGAUCUUGACUCGGACAAUGCCUAUCGUGUUUUCAAUGUUCAUCCCUUCCUCAUGUUCUUCGGGUUCAUAUUCAUGGCAGGCCAAGCCAUGAUGGCAUACAAGACAGUAGGCGCCGAGAGACAAGUGAAGAAACUCGUCCACAUGUUCUUUCACUUGGUCGCCAUGGUGCUAGGGAUAGUUGGACUGCACGCCGCCUUCAAAUUCCACGAUCAAGCUGGGGUCACCAACCUCUACAGCCUGCAUUCUUGGAUCGGCAUCGGCACCUUCUCCCUCUUCUGCUUGCAGUGGCUUUUCGGGCUCGUCGUGUUUCUGUUCCCAGGUGCGCCCUCGGAGACGAAGGCUAGGGUUCAUCCAUGGCACAUCAGCGCCGGCAGAGCCCUCCUGUUUAUGGCCAUCUGUGCCGCCCUCACCGGGCUGAUGGAGAAGGUCACUUACUUGAGGCUGCAGCAUCACCACGAGGCCCGCGUCAUCAACUUCCUCGGCUUGGCGAUUCUUCUCUUUGGUAUUUUCGUCGAUCUCUCGAUUUCCCUCGCACGCUAUGUUUGAACAUUUGCUUCUUAAAUUCAGUUCUUUCUUGCUUGGUGUGGUGUUUUGGUCCCUUUUUUUUAAAGUUCUGUAAGAGAAAUGAUUCUUGACAUUAUUUGUGUAAGAAAAGGGUGUUUGUGUUUGUGUA